AGAGGACACCCCAAGGGAUGACGCCUGGGUCCCGGAGCGCCUGUCCCUGGGCGCUACUGCUGCUGGCGGUCCUGUGGCCGCAGCAGCGCGCGGCGGGCUCCGGCAUCUUCCAGUUGCGGCUGCAGGAGUUCGCCAACGAGCGCGGUAUGCUGGCCAAUGGGCGGCCCUGCGAGCCCGGCUGCCGGACUUUCUUCCGAAUCUGCCUUAAGCAUUACCAGGCAACCUUCUCCGAGGGACCCUGCACCUUUGGCAACGUCUCCACGCCGGUAUUGGGCACCAAUUCCUUCGUCAUCAGGGACAAGAAUAGCGGCAGUGGUCGUAACCCUCUUCAACUGCCCUUCAAUUUUACCUGGCCGGGAACCUUCUCACUCAACAUCCAAGCUUGGCACACGCCGGGAGACGACCUGCGGCCAGAGACUUCACCAGGAAAUUCACUUAUCAGCCAAAUCAUCAUCCAAGGCUCCCUUGCUGUGGGUAAGAAUUGGAAAUCAGAUGAGCAAAAUAACACCCUCACAAGACUGCGCUACUCUUACCGGGUCGUCUGCAGCGACAACUACUAUGGAGAUAGCUGUUCUCGCCUGUGCAAGAAGCGCGAUGACCACUUCGGACAUUAUGAGUGCCAACCAGAUGGCAGCCUGUCCUGCCUGCCGGGCUGGACUGGGAAAUACUGUGAUCAGCCUAUAUGUCUUUCUGGCUGUCACGAGCAGAAUGGCUACUGCAGCAAGCCAGAUGAGUGCAACUGCCGUCCAGGUUGGCAGGGCCCCUUAUGCAAUGAAUGUAUCCCCCACAAUGGCUGUCGUCAUGGCACCUGCACCAUCCCCUGGCAAUGUGCCUGCGAUGAGGGCUGGGGAGGUCUGUUUUGUGACCAAGAUCUUAAUUACUGCACUCACCACUCUCCGUGCAAGAAUGGAUCAACUUGCUCCAACAGUGGGCCGAGGGGCUAUACCUGCACCUGUCUCCCAGGCUACACUGGUGAGCACUGUGAGCUGGAACUCAGCAAGUGUGCCAGCAACCCCUGUCGAAAUGGUGGCAGCUGUAAGGACCAUGAGAAUAGCUACCACUGCCUGUGUCCCCCGGGCUACUAUGGCCAGCACUGUGAACACAGUACCUUGACCUGUGCGGACUCACCCUGCUUCAAUGGAGGCUCCUGCCGGGAGCGCAACCAGGGGGCCAGUUAUGCCUGCGAGUGUCCCCCUAACUUCACUGGCUCCAACUGUGAGAAGAAAGUCGACAGGUGUACCAGCAACCCCUGUGCCAAUGGAGGCCAGUGCCUGAACAGAGGUUCAAGCCGGACCUGCCGCUGUCGACCUGGAUUCACAGGCACCCACUGUGAACUGCACAUCAGCGAUUGUGCCCGAAGCCCCUGUGCCCAUGGGGGCACUUGCCACGAUCUGGAGAACGGGCCUGUGUGCACCUGCCCUGCUGGCUUUUCUGGCAGGCGCUGCGAGGUGCGGAUAACCAACGACGCCUGUGCCUCAGGACCCUGCUUCAAUGGGGCCACUUGCUACACUGGCCUCUCCCCAAACAACUUUGUCUGCAACUGUCCUUAUGGCUUUGUGGGCAGCCGCUGCGAGUUUCCCGUGGGCUUGCCACCCAGCUUCCCCUGGGUAGCUGUCUCCUUGGGUGUGGGGCUGGUGGUACUGCUGGUGUUGCUGGUCAUGGUGGCAGUGGCUGUGCGGCAGCUGCGGCUUCGGAGGCCCGAUGACGACAGCAGGGAAGCCAUGAACAAUUUGUCAGACUUCCAGAAGGACAACCUAAUCCCUGCUGCCCAGCUCAAGAACACAAACCAGAAGAAGGAGCUGGAAGUGGAUUGUGGCCUGGACAAGUCCAACUGUGGCAAACUGCAGAACCACACACUGGACUAUAAUCUGGCCCCAGGAUUCCUGGGGCGGGGGAGCACACCUGGGAAGUAUCCUCACAGCGACAAGAGUUUAGGAGAGAAGGUGCCACUUCGGUUACACAGUGAAAAGCCAGCGUGUCGAAUAUCAGCGAUAUGCUCCCCCAGGGACUCUAUGUACCAGUCAGUAUGUUUGAUAUCAGAAGAGAGGAACGAAUGUGUCAUUGCCACAGAGGUAUAAGGCAGGAGCCUACUCAGACACCCAGCUUCGGCCCAGCAGCUGGGCCUUCCUUCUGCAUUGUUUACAUUGCAUCCUGGAUGGGACAUUUUUAGUAUGCACAGUGCUGCUCUGAGGAGGAGGAGGAGGAGGAGGAGGAGGAGGAGGAAUGGCAUGGACUGGACAGACUGUGAACCUGCCCAGAGUUGAGCCACCUCUGCACACCUUCAGGAGUCUGUCUGGCCUCAGAUGGGCAGCGCCGUCAAGGGAAGAGUCAAGGAGCC
This is a messenger RNA of Rattus rattus (black rat), 2338 nucleotides long. RefSeq names its product delta like canonical Notch ligand 4 (gene Dll4). The record is from RefSeq and is a predicted model, not a curated record. Gene Ontology annotation, cellular component: membrane. NCBI's taxonomy places the organism in Eukaryota, Metazoa, Chordata, Mammalia, Rodentia, Muridae. Gene Ontology annotation, molecular function: calcium ion binding; Notch binding. Gene Ontology annotation, biological process: multicellular organism development; cell communication; Notch signaling pathway. Bases 18 to 2078 code for a protein of 686 amino acids. The transcript has 11 exons.